UUUAGCUGCGAAGUGGACGUCAAACUGCGCUGAAGUACGAGAAGAAAUACGCGACGUCAAGGAAAUUAUUGAUUAUUUUAAGUUUGUGAAGUGAAAAAGUGUUUCGGCUGCCAGCGGAUAUGUUGCAUAGCUGCAAAUCUUGAAGACAAUUGCAAUCGAUAAAUAUACAGAUCUAGUGAAAAGUAAAGCCAAAGUUAGUUAGCCUCUAGCUGGUAGGCGUGGCAGCUGCGCCCACUUAACAGAGCCAUGGCCGACAGCGAAUUCGAGGAAUUCCAUAGGCCCAUCUUUGAGCCACAUGCAAUCAGCGCCCCAUUUGGCAAAAAGAACACCACACAUGCAUUUUACUCUCUAAUACCCAACGAUGAUCUGGAAGAUUCGCAUUCGUCGAAAAGCGACGGCUCCGACCAGGAGGAUGCCAUGGCCGAUGGCAAGCUGCAGCGCCAGGUGGAGGAUGAUGAGCUGGGCGAUGGCUUGAAGGUCACGUUGUCCUCUGACGGUUCGCUCGACACAAACGAUUCGUUCAACUCGCAUCGCCAUCAUCCGCUGAAUCAUCAGGAUGCCAUCGGCGGCUUCAUUGGCAUCAAUGGCAUGACCCCAGCUCCGACUGUGACAAACGUGGGCCCCAUCACGGAGCUGCUGACGCCUAAUGCGGCUGCCACACGACGUCGCCGCAAGCUGCCCGAGAUACCAAAGAAUAAGAAAUCUUCCAUUCUGCAUAUUCUAGGUGGUUCGACUGCCUGCAAUCUGGCCGAGGAGUUUCGCAUGGGCGAGGCGGCUGGCAAUGGAAUCGGAGCAGGAGCAGGAGCAGGAGUUGGUAGUGGAGUUCAGCGCUCGUUUCUAUCGCUCAAGUGUGGCUAUCUGCUGGACGAGGACUCCAGCCCGGACUCGGAGCGUUUGCAGAGCUUGGGCGAUGUGGACAGCGGUCACAGCACCGCCCAUUCGCCCAACGACUUCAAGAGCAUGUCGCCACAGAUCACAUCCCCGGUCUCGCAAUCCCCGUUUCCUCCAACCCUGGGCGGCGUACCCUUUGGUCAGCUGGAGAUGCUGGAGGCCACGCAUCGUGGCUUGCACAAGUUUGUGCCGCGACAUCACGACGAGAUCGAGCUGGAGAUCGGCGACGCCAUCUACGUGCAGAAGGAGGCCGAGGACUUGUGGUGCGAGGGCGUGAAUUUGCGCACAGGUCGACAGGGCAUCUUCCCCUCGGCGUAUGCCGUGGAUCUCGAUUACAACGAGUUCGAUCCGACGGUGCAGCUGGUGAAGAAGGAGCGCUACCUACUCGGCUAUCUGGGCUCCGUGGAGACGUUGGCACACAAGGGCACCGGCGUCGUUUGCCAGGCGGUGCGCAAAAUUGUGGGCGAGUACGGCAACUCGCCGACGGGACAAACUUGCAUACUGGAGGUAUCCGAUCAGGGUCUGCGCAUGGUCGAUCGCUCGGCGCCAAAUAACAAAAAAGAGAAGAAACCCUGCAUCGAUUACUUCUACUCGCUUAAGAAUGUCUCUUUCUGCGCAUUUCAUCCGCGCGAUCAUCGCUUCAUUGGGUUCAUCACAAAGCAUCCGACAGUGCAGCGAUUCGCCUGUCACGUCUUCAAGGGCUCCGAGUCCACAAGGCCAGUGGCCGAGGCUGUUGGUCGCGCCUUUCAGCGUUUCUAUCAGAAGUUUAUUGAAACAGCUUAUCCCAUCGAGGACAUCUACAUUGAGUAAAGAGCGCAAUACUUUAAAAGAAAAACAAAUAAAAAGAACAAAUAUACCAUGCAAAAUAUAUAUCUCUAUAUUUUUUGUGUGAUUAUUAAUAAAUACAGCAGCCAGGAAAAAAAAGCAAAAAUGGACAGCAAUUUUUGGUCUUCGUCGAUAAGCUACAAAAAUACACAAAGUGAAAGAAAAAUCCCAAAAAUUAUUCAAAAUACAAAAAUCAUGCAAUAAAAAUAAAUUUAAAAUAAAAACAAAAAAGCAAAAAUCUUAAGCUCAUAUUUGACAGUUCUAUUUAAACUAUAGUAAUAUAUGUUAACGAAAUUUUUCUCAAAGUGUAAAUAGUUCAUUUCGGUUCGUAAAGCCCACAAAGAACACAGCGAUUAGACAAUUUAAGUGUAACUUAUAGAGAAACGCUAUAAUCCACAAUAAAAGAAUGAAAAACAAAA
This is a messenger RNA of Drosophila navojoa, 2135 nucleotides long. RefSeq names its product JNK-interacting protein Aplip1 (gene Aplip1). Gene Ontology annotation, biological process: JNK cascade; regulation of JNK cascade. NCBI's taxonomy places the organism in Eukaryota, Metazoa, Arthropoda, Insecta, Diptera, Drosophilidae. Gene Ontology annotation, cellular component: cytoplasm. Gene Ontology annotation, molecular function: MAP kinase scaffold activity; JUN kinase binding. The record is from RefSeq and is a predicted model, not a curated record.